Molecule: messenger RNA, 618 nt
Organism: Nematocida ausubeli
Lineage: Eukaryota; Fungi; Microsporidia
Exons: 1
Coding region: 1-618 (205 amino acids)
Biological process (GO): intracellular sterol transport
Source: RefSeq, a predicted model, not a curated record
AUGGCACACGCUUACGAAAAAAGAUGCACGAAUUGCAGGCAUAAAAUCCAGCAAAUAGUAAAACUAUCAGAAGGAACUAAUAAUUUACGACAUGCAUUAUGUCCUAACUGCAAUAAUAUAGCAGAUAAAUAUGCAAUAUCCAGGUGCACCUUAUACAGUGACUUAUUUUUAUUCAAAACAGAAGCAUAUAUGCACCUUGUAUUCAACUCACAAGGAAGUCACUUAGAAAGAGUACUUUUAAUAAGAAUGAUAAUCCUUCUGAUAAAUACAUUAGAUAGAUCGAUCUACUUCUCACUCCCUGAUGUACUCAUAUCGAUUACUGCACAAGUAUCUGAGAUUAUAAUUACAAUUUUAUUCCUCCAUAGAUCUAUGCCCUUCAGGAGAAUACUCCAUGUGACAACAGUUCUCUCCGUAUUCUCCCUUGUGAAACCGUUUAUUUUUCUGGCUAGUCACCCAAUUUCCAGUACAUAUUACCAAAUGUGCAAUAUCCUUGGGUAUAUGAUGCUCUCAAAGGCACUCUCUGUCUAUUUAUUAUGGAAUACUCAGACUGUUUUGACUUUCUUGGUUGUACUCCGUAUAACAACUGGUUUUGUCUUCUAUGGAGACGUACAAAUUUAA